GCAUAAACCUUUUCUUAAGAUAGCUGAAUGCCUCGAUUGGGGUGCAGUAUUAAAUUUGAAUUUGAAAUCUUAUCGAAUCUAAUCACAUCUUAUCCCAAAGAUCACUACAAAAUCUCACUACCGCAUGAUGCCCGGUACGGUAGUCUAUUCAUACCAGUGCCGCAGCACCCCUACCGUACACAAUCCAUACUACGAGUAUUUACCCGGCCGAUUCUCGCAGGGUUCCAUGAGGCUCUGAAGUCAAGGCUCCGGGCAACAGACCCACCCCACCACCAUCAUACCCGCAUCCAGUAUCUUUUCCGGUCGAGAGGAAAGAGAAUCAAGAGUCUGGAAGGACAGGGCAGGGGAAAGUUACUCUGAGGGAGGAUUUUGAUGUCUUAUCCCCCUCUAUCUCUUCUAAAGACAAAUUUCCUGAAGAGGGUGAGUCACUGCUGGAACAAACAGAAGGCUAUCCCACCUCUCUCGCCUCUCUCCCUCGACCGCUUCCUUUCUCCGUUUGCCCCGCAUCCUGCUCCUCCACAUCAAACUUCCCCGAUUUUUCAUUCAACAACGUCCUCACCAAUAGCCAUUGCCGGACAGCGAUUCCCGCAAACACCGACCGGAAACAGACACAUGGCCACCACGUCCACAGCCGCUCACUAUAGAGGAGUUCCUCCUGCUCCUUCGAUUGAGUCGCUCAAUGAGCAGCUUAACAACUUCGGAAUCUCCGAACCUCUUGCCCUGUUCCCCGGUUCCAAUCCUACUGCAAAUCCAGUCGAUGUCUACCGAUGCUAUAUUGCCCAUGUUUUGGCCCCAAUCACUGGCGUCGAUCUCGAGCUGGUCUACCCCGCCCUGGAGUGGACGCAGAACCUUGACAAGGGUGAUUUGAUUCUUGCCGUCCCAAGGCUGAGGAUCUUAGGGAAGAAACCUGCCGAGCUUGCCCAGGAGUGGGCAGAGAAGGUACGUUAACAGUGGGCUUUGAAUCUGCAUUGUGCUUGGUCUUCCACUGGCCCCCCCACUCCGCGCGGCCAGGGAUGUUAACACCCUCCUGGGUUUCUAGUUCCCCGAUAACCCUUAUGUCCGCCCUCCUACAGCUACCGGUACCUUCCUUCAGUUCUACUUCAAGAAAGAUGUGCUCUCAAAACUCGUCCUUGGUUCAAUCCUCAGCAGGAAGAGCGCCUACGGUCCCAUUGAUACUGGGAAAGGCAGGCGUGUUAUUGUGGAGUUCUCAAGCCCCAAUAUUGCCAAACCCUUCCAUGCAGGACAUCUCAGGAGCACCAUUAUCGGAGGUUUCUUGUCAAAUCUCCACGAGAGCUGCGGCUGGGAUGUGAUCAGAAUGAAUUAUCUUGGAGAUUGGGGGAAGCAAUUUGGUAUGAAAUCCCUUUGGAUAUCCCUUCUUUGAGCUUGCACGACAGAUGCAUGUUCUAUUUUGUGAACUCUUCCUAGUGCGAUAUGGGAUUUGCCGCCCCGCUGGGCUACGCAUCCCUCGUGACUAGCUCAUUCAGCUGAACACUCAUAGGAAUUCUCGGUGUCGGUUACAAGCGAUUUGGCUCCGAGGAAAAGCUACUUGCGGACCCUAUUAACCACCUCUUCGAGGUAUACGUAGCGAUUAACAAGAUUGUGGAGCAGGAGAAGGAGGCGGAGAAGGCCAAGGCGACGGAGAAGGGGGAAAAGCAGGUGUGUCCAGGACUUCGUACUGCUUAUUGGCUACUUUUAAAAUCGAUGGACUGUAGAGGAACUAAGGGACAUAAACGACAGAUCAGCAACGGGCCGACGGAUCAGGAAGCUCAUGAGUUCUUUUUUAAAAUGGAGAACGGUAGGUUCUAUCAUGAACUAUCACUGGGCUUAGCUAAUCCCCCCCACCCCAAGGUUCUGAGGAAUGCAUAGCCAUGUGGAAACGGUUCAGAGAACUGAGUAUUGAAAAGUACAAGGCAACUUACUCCCGGCUUAACAUUUCUUACGAUGAUUACUCCGGAGAGUCCCAGGUCUCGAAGGAGAGCAUGGAAAGAGCCGGGGAGAUGAUGAGAGAGAUGGGUAUCUCAUCCGAGUCUGAUGGUGCCAUUGUAGUCGAUUUCAAGCCACACGCCAAGAAGCUUGGAAAGGCGGUCGUUCAAAAGAAGGACGGCACAACCCUAUACCUUACCAGAGACAUCGGGGCUGCUAUGGAGCGUUACGAGAAGUACAAGUUCGACAAGAUGAUCUACGUUGUGGCUUGUCAGCAAGACCUUCACUUGCAACAGCUGUUCAUGAUUUUGAAGCUAUUGAAGCUUGAUUGGGCUGAUAGACUUAGUCACGUCAAUUUCGGUAUGGUGUUGGGCAUGAGCUCCAGGAGGGGGACCGUUGUAUUCUUGGACGAUAUACUCGCGGAUGCCAGGGAUAAGAUGCAUGAAGUCAUGAGGAAGAACGAAGAAAAGUACAAGCAGGUUGAAGACCCUGAAACGGUUGCUGAUGUUGUUGGACGUACCGCCGUCAUGAUCCAGGACAUGUCUGGCAAGAGGUGGGUUGUUUUGGAAGCCUCUUAUCCAUACACCUCCAACUAAAUUAGCACGCGAUAGGAUCAACAACUACACUUUCGACAUGGCGAGGAUGACUUCCUUCGAGGGUGAUACUGGCCCUUAUCUCCAAUACGCGCAUUCCCGCCUUUGCUCCAUUCAGCGCAAGGCAGGUAUUCCUGCCGGGGAACUCCUCAAAGCCGACUUUUCCCUCCUUGCGGAGGACCACGCAACCAAUCUCAUCAGGUGCCUUGCGCAGUACCCUGACGUUCUUCAAAACACCCUCAAGACUCUCGAGCCUACCACGGUUGUCACUUAUCUUUUCAAGAUGACACAUUUACUGAGCUCCAGCUAUGAUGUUUUGAGGGUCAUUGGAGUGGAGCCCAACUUGUCAACUGCGAGGAUGGCAUUAUAUGAGGGUGCGCGACAAGUUCUCAACAACGGAAUGAGGCUACUAGGUCUUACUCCGGUUGAGCGGUAUGUAUUCCCUCUGCUCCUUUGUCCUGAGGCCUUUGCUGAUCAGAACGGCGCAGUAUGUAAACCGCGGGGGCUUUCGGUGGAUAGCUAUCUAAUCAGAUAAAAUGUUUGUUUUCCUGGGCCGUAUAGAUUGGGUUUUUGGAAAUGUGCCUUGUGGCUCUUGUUGCUAGUGCUGCUUGGGGGCUGCCUCAAUCCCUACCCAGAUAGUCCAUACUUCCUUACUUUCGUUCCGCAUCAGUGUGGGAGUCGGGGGCCCGGGGUGAAUAUCUAGAAUCCAGAAGCAACCGCCCGUCAUUCAGCGAUCCAGUAUACCUAUGGCCUCCGCAAUUUGCCCGGAUCCCAAAAUGAGUAA
This is a messenger RNA of Tuber aestivum (summer truffle), 3300 nucleotides long. The record is from the annotation of a GenBank genome assembly. Lineage: Eukaryota; Fungi; Ascomycota; Pezizomycetes; Pezizales; Tuberaceae.